UGUGUCUGCGUGCGUGUGUGUGCAAGUGCGCGAGUGUGUGUGUGUCCAUGUGAAGGUGGCCCUGUUUUGGGGCUAAUUAUAUAGCAGAUCGUCUAGCUGAAGCUGAAACAUGGAAGUUACACCGGGAACAGCAGAACCUCCUGGCCGGGAUACAACGGUACACAGAACCCCGCGUAUUACGUUUAGUGAUAACUCCAGUUCCCUUAUACGAUGCAUACCCAACGAACGUGCAACUUUUUUUGUGAAAAUCGAUUGCGAUGAGGACGAAGAAUCUGAGCUGCUGCCCUUCAAAUUCGAAUGGAGCCGUAACGACAUACCCAUCGAAAACUCGGAUCGCUUUCGCAUUACAAACACGAGCAAUGCCGUCCAGCUGGCCGUGGAGCAUGUGCAGCGCGAGGAUGCGGGACAUUAUACGUUGAUUGCCCGCACGAAGAGCAACGAUGUCGUGCGGAAGCAUAUCGAACUAAUUGUCGAGGACAGAUCCACGGGCGAGGAUCCACCCGUGUUUCUGCGACGACUGGUCGAUCUGUCCGUUAAAGUGGGAACACGCACGCGUCUACUUACCGAAAUACGCAGCUCAACAGAUCUUAAGCUUACCUGGUAUCGAAACGAUCGUAGGAUUUGCGAAAACGAUCGCAUCACAGAAACGAAUGAGGGCACAUUUCACUAUCUCGAAGUGAGUCCAGUCAUCUUAGAGGAUGGUGGCCAAUGGAUGCUAAUGGCCGAGAAUAUGGGCGGUCGCAAUUCCUGUUUGGCCACGUUAAAUGUGCUCGUCCCGAAGGCUUACAAGACUCCCGAGUUUGUCGAGGAGCUGCGGGCCGUGCUUACCGAACAGGGCACAGUAUCGCUGGAGUGUAAAGUUGUGGGUGUACCGACACCACAUUUGCGUUGGUUCAAGGACUCUAAGGAAAUCAAGGCUGGAGAUAUCUUUGCGCUGACCGCCAAUGCAGAUGACCCCACAUCGCUAGGCACCUACACUUGCGAGGCCAAGAACUGCAUGGGCGUUACUUACUCCAGUUCCAAGGUUCAUGUCGUGGGUCGGGGCAGUCGCGAGGGUUCCCUCAAACCAGCCGACAAUGUUAGCAAUAAUGCGCCGCCGCCGAUCUUUACGAAUGAGCUGAAAGACAUGAGCGUUCGCAUUGGCGAUACCAUCAUACUCGGCUGUCAAGUUGUGGUGCCACCUUGGCCCAAGAGUGUCACCUGGUACAACAAGGAUGGUCGGGUGGAAACUGGCGAGCGUUAUAAACUGAUCGAGGAUGGCCUCGGCGUCUAUAUGAUCGAGAUAAAGCCAUCGGAAUCGUGCGAUGCUGGCGAUUGGAAGUGUGUGGUCAGUAGCUUUGAGGGCUGCGUUGGAAUCUCAUCUUCUGCAGUCAACAUGGACAUUCCCAGAAACUAUCGCAAGCCCAGAUUUAUGGAGAGUCUACGCGCCGUGCUGACCGAUGAGGGCCUGGUCUCAUUUGAGUGCAAAGUUGUGGGCUUUCCGACGCCUGUGCUCAAGUGGUUCAAGGAUGGUCACGAACUGAAGCCAGGCGAUGUCUAUCAGCUGACAGGGACCAAUUCCCUGGGCACCUACUGCUGCAUCGCCCGAAACUGCAUGGGAGAGACGAGCAGCACAGCUGUACUCACCGUCGAGGACAUCCAGAAUCAGUUGACGGAUGAGGAGCGUUUGGUUUUCACCCAUCAGAAUCAGGCACCGAAAUUCUUAACUGGACUCAAGAGCACAGAUGCCAAGAUCAAUGAACCUUUUCAAUUCAAGGUUGUGGUCAAGGCCACACCAGAUCCUGUCCUAAGCUGGUUUCGGGAUGAGUUGCCUAUUGAUCCGAAUGAGCGAUAUAAUCAUUACCGUGGCGAGAACGACGAUUGGCAGCUGGACAUUAAAUCUGUUGAGUUUGUCGAUCAGGCCGAGUGGAAAUGUGUUGCCGUCAAUGAUUUCGGAACGAGCAUCACCUCCUGCUUCCUCAAGCUGCAGAUCCCAAGGCACUAUAAGAAACCGAGGUUCCUCGAAUGCCUGCGAGCUGUGCUUACCGAGGAGGGAGCCGUCAAUCUGGAGUGUAAGGUUAUUGGCGUACCUCAGCCGGUGCUAAAGUGGUACAAGGAUGGCGUUGAACUGAAGCCGGGUGACAUUCAUAGGAUUAUUUCUGGUCAGGAUGGCACAUGUUGCCUGGGCACAUACACCUGUGAGGCGAGGAACUGCAUGGGCGUGGUGGCCAGCUCAGCAUCACUGCUAGGCUUUGAAGAGGCUCAACGGAGUCAGAAGACGGAGCAGUUGCAUGAGAACGAAUUACAAAGGAAUUACUCUUUGUCCACUAUACAGGAGGAGCGCACUUCGCAGAUGUAUGAGACACCAGUUGGAGAUAUAACCAUUGAUGAAAAGGGCGAUGUCUCCUUCUCCUUCGAUGGCAAAGAGGUUUCCGUGUCGCUUUACGAGACACCUGAUCUAACCGAAGAGGAAGCGCUCAAGAUUGUCGAAAUGUAUGCGGAUCAGAUAUCAGAGCAUGUGACGGAGCACAAUAUUGUGGAGCUGCCGCCACUGCGUUUCGUCAAGGAGACAUCCCAAUCUGGCAAACUGCUUAUGGAAGCAGUCGUCAUUGAUAUAUCCCCCGAGUAUUUUACUCAUGAUGAGGACAUGCGAACUGAGGCGGAUAUGGACGACAUAUCCAUAACAGAGAUCACUGUGCAUGGCUCCUCCGGCAGGGAGGGAGUCUUCGACAAAGAAACCGAACAAUAUGCCCAGCAAUCCUUUGAGAAAAUGGAAGAGGAACUCUCAUUAUCGGCGCCAAUCAGGAAGCGCAAAAAGUCCCGACCAACAGAGACUGAGGAAUUCUUCAGCUUAUCAAAGGCCUCCGCUUCGGGCAGUCAGGGCGAUGGCGAUGGAGAUGAGGAGACAUCUGAUUUGCAAACCUUUGCCAGUGCACAGAUGUCUACAUCACAAAAGACAGUUGCAGCGCCGGCAACUUCUGAGGGAGAAGCUGCCGCUCCCCCAAAGCGAAAGAAGUCCAAGAAACCCACGGACAGCGAUUCAUCAAAGACCACAGAGGAUGAGGCCAAGUUACUGGACAUUUCUGGCGCCGUUGGCGAUGGUCUCUUGAUGACACCCACUUCUCAUCUGAAAGCAGUAACGGAUGAAGCGGAAAUCAACAAUAAUCUUAUUGCCUUAGUUCCUUUGGCCAAACUGCUGAGAAUCAUUGAGAAUCAUCUGACUGUGGUGGAGACUGAAGUGAUGGAACAGUCCACCAUGAUGAUGACCCCAGCAGCUGCAGAUCAAAGUAUUGCCAUCAUCCGCAACAUUUUAGAACCCAUCAAACAGAUCGAAUCAAAGCUGAGAGUCUACUCGGGAGAGACUCAAAUCGAUGCACUUAUCCAAUCCAUGGAGGAUGACAUACGCAGGCUACACAUGGGUCUCCAGGUGAUUGAGAAAUGUGUGGAGAUUGAUGAAACAGGCGCCACUCUUAUUCAAAGAACCAGUGUCUGCAUCAUCGACAGCGUCGCGGAGCACAUGAAGCGGGCGCUGGAGGAGAUGAAGAUUGUCAGCGAGAAAUUUGAAUCUGAGACUUUGCGAUCACAGAUCAGGAUAACAGCAGAUGAUAUACAGCAGGGACUGGAGAUUACCCAAGGUACAAUCAGAUCACAGGCCCUUCUGCAGGAGGCCCAAGAGUUGGAGGCAGCCAAGCACUUCUCGGAUGCCGUGGAGAAGAUGCAGGAUGUUCCCGAAAGUGUUUCCUUUGCAACGAUUUCGGAGGCCAAUUUACCCAGCGAAGCGAGCGCCUUAAAAGAGAUUUGUCAACCUGUGGCCAAGAUACAAGAAGCUCUCGAACGUGUCGAGAUGGAGCUUUCGCUGGAGGAGAGCGAGGAGGAAAUCUACAAAAAGGUGCACAAAAAGGUCUUGGACAGUAUUGUGGAGCCCAUCAAGCAACUCCAGACGACACUCCAGUCCAUUGAGGAUAAAACAGAGUCUUUAACUGGUUCCGAAUCAAUGGAACAAAAGAUUAACAUGGCCAUUCUCGAUAUUGUGACUCCGCCGCUCUUCGAACUCAACAAGGGAUUGGAGCUGAUUCUUAACGAAAAAUCGGACAGCAUUGAAGCUGGUAUGUUUACAGUUCAGACGGUGGAAUCGAUGGUCCCUCCGCUGCAGGAGAUUCAAAAUGGUCUGGCCCAGUUGAGUCAAGAUCUUGAGACGGGACAGAUAGAGCGGGCAGAGGAAGCCACCUUGGAUCUGGCAGAUACGCAGAAGCUAUUGCAGUCCAUUGCCCAAGCUGUGUUGCAUUUCGAGACGAAUAUUGAAAGGAUAUCAGAUCGUCUUACUGACAAUGUAAAGAUUCGUUUACAGAAUCUAAAGGAUGAACUUUCAGCUUUAAUUGGCACCAUUCUGGAUAAAGACAUAACACGGCAUCACGUGGAUCUGCUCGACAAGCUCAAGCGUCCCAUUGAUGAACUAAACUAUUGCAUACGUCAGACGGAGGUGAAGUCCACAUCUGGUUCAUUGGCUGAUUUGAUUGAACCCCUCAGCAUGCUACAGGAGAGUACGCAGAAGGGACAUGGAGUCCUAUUACGCGAACGGGAGCCCGAUAAGCAAGCACUACAAUCCCUUGAAAACAUUCGUAAUAUCAUACGCAAUGUCAUAAUCGAUAUUGAGGAGCACGAGUUUAAGAUGCUACAGCAGGAGAUCCAACAGGAUGAGCAGCAUGCGGCGCAGCAGGAUAAAUCCUUUAGUGCGUUACGAAAGGUGCUCGAAACGAAAGUCUCCCUGGAGGAGGCCAUUGGUAACAUUGAAACCCUGCAGCUGGCAUUAAACAGAAUCAAUGAGGAUUCCAAAGCUGCACCCAAAACCAGAUUCUCUGCAAAUGAAGCUCAAGUUGCUUUGCUAAGGAUUCUACAAAUAGCCAAGGGAUUAGCCACAUUUAGCGAGUCGGAAACCACACUAAAUUCAAAUGAGGCAAAUACCACUAGAAUCCUAUAUGAAAUGAGUAAAAGCUUUGCUGAUCUGGCCAAGACACUGGAUAAUCCGGCAGCUGAGAAUAAUGAAUACAACGAUGUUCUGGGUAAUUUUAAUGAUAUUCUGACCCAGCAGAAAGACGAAAAACUGAAUUGGAAUACACUUGCGAUUGCAAGUCCCCUUACGAGUUUCAUACAAGCCCUGGGAAAUCUUCAACCCCUGAAGGGAUCUGUUGAGGAUCUAUCCACACUUGACGACAUUUCGGUUUUAAAAUCCAUUGCUGAAUCGCUGCCCACGGAGCCUGAAGUAUUCGUAGAAGAGGAAAAGAAAAGAACUUUCGAAGGGGAAACCGUCAAGAAACCAACUGAAGUCUUACUCUCAGAUCUUAAUCAUGGCAUUGCCUCAGUGCUGUCUCAUUGCGAGGAUCUCGAUGUGACCUCUUUGCGUUCCGAUGCAGCUGAACCACUUCAAGCCGCAAUCCUUAAAAUGCAAGAGCUGCAGAACAGCAUUGCGUUGGUGCAGGAGACAAACCUUGCCGAGGCCGCCCAAUCCAUAUCAGAAGAUACUGAUCCUGGCACUUUCGCUGCUGCGAUUUGCAGCUUGGAACGUUGUGUUCUGGAGGUGGAGGAAUGUAUUGCCCACAGUGGAGCCGAGAGUCUAACAGAUCUGGAACUCUCCAAGCUGAAGACACUGGCAACUCCAUUGCGCGAUCUCAGACAGUACUGCGAACAGAUUGAUAUCCAGGCCAUGGAGCAAGCUAUCGAUAUGUCGACACAAGAUAUAUCGGAGCUGAAGACAAGCGGCCAUAAGAAAACUGUGGAGGCCGCUGUCAAGGAAGAGGCUAUCAUCGAAGCAGAACCCAAAGUGGAACUGUACGAUGUGAAACAGGGUGUUGUGAGUGGCAUAAAGCAACUGGAGGCCUGUUUGGAGGUAACCAAAAAGGACAAUAAUGAGGAAUUGCGACGGGUCGGUGAAAUUAUGCAGCAAUUGAACUCUGACUUGAAGAGUAUUCAAGAAGCCCUCAGCUCGGAUAGCGAUCAACAGGAAACUGUAUUGGCUCAGGCGAAAAUCGCCCAAACCAUGUUCAAAUUGAAGGAGUGUUUGGUUCAUACAUACGAAUCUGGUUUGGUGGACUCCCUGGAGAAUGUGGAAAGCGCUUUCGAAGAUAUUCUGCUCUCUUUACCCGUAUUAGAGACGCAGUUGGCCCAGGAGAUGUAUGCGAAAAUUGAGAAUACCUUCAAAAACUUCAUUAAAUACUCUCAGAAAUUAGCUAGCAGCCAACAACAGUCCGUUGGAAACCUAAUCUCAUCAUUUGAAAAACUAUUGGAAAUUAUAAAGGCUGUCGCCGAUUCACCCAAUGUCGAUAUUGACAAAUCAUCAACUUUAAUGGUUAAUCUGCAGACCAGCCUAAUGACCUCAUUCCGUGCCCUCAAUGAGAUCAGCGAAGUGGCUGACAAUGAUCACCUGGGAGGACUCCUUAAAACUCAGAGUAGUCUUGUUGCGGUCUUUGACUUUAUUGAGAACAAUGAAAACACGAUUCGCAUCAUUGAGUUACUUCAGGAAAUUGAUGUCAUAUCUGCGGAACUAAAGAGCGUCUCUCUGGUUCCAAUCGAACCAAGAUUGCCAAUCGAUAUCAGCAUGAUCAUAGAAAAUGUGUCUACGGGUAAAGCGUUUUUAACUCAAAUUGAACAGGGCCUGCAAAACGAUCAUCCAUUGAGUGUAAUGCUUCUGGAUGAGAACACGGAAGAAUUAAGUCAACUAGAGGCCACACUCAUUCAAAUUGAAAAUGAAAUUCUCUCCCAGACUGAGCUAACACAAAUUACAUCGGAGCAACUCACCCUUAUUGAGACGGUCCAGCUGCAAAUCAACAAUCUUCAGCAAAAAUUAACUCUUCUUAAUUCAUCCCUUGAGGCACAGCUGCAGGAGGAGGAAAGGGGAAUGAAGCAACAGGCAAAUAAAGAAUCCUUUAAAUCAGAGCAUGAAAAGGAAACAGAACAACAAUUCCAGGAGGAGGAGAUAACUCAGCAACAAAUCCUGGAAAAAGCAGAAAAAGUUUAUGGAAAGAAAAUAGAGAUAAAGGCGAAAAGAAAACUGAAUGAAGAGGUAAAAGAUGCAACACCAAAGAAGUCAAAAGAUGAAAUCGAUGCAGAAGUGGCUCAACAACCUGAUAAAUCAAUAAAAAAAUCAACUGAUGCAAUUACUGAUGAUCUUGCGAUAUUUAAACAGACACUGAAUAAAAAGCUUUUAGAGUUAAAGUCCCACGAGAGGAACAAUGAGUUAAAGCUCGUUUUAAGUAACAGUAAAGAUAUCUUCGAUAACUUGCAAGAUUCGGAAAAUAUUAAAAAGGGCACUUUCAUGCUUAGAGAGCAUAUAGUUCAUACCUAUGAUGGGAAAUCUGCUGAAGAUCAAACGGAUAAAGAAAUGGUUGAAGCUUUUAUCGAAUCACUCCUUGAGUUCUCACCAACUGCUGCAGAAAAUAUUAGUAACCACUACCUGAAGGAAAUUAAAACAAAUAUUAUUUUAACUAAAGCUUCUAUAAGACUAAUUGACGACAGUAAAAUGGAUGCGAAGCCGUCUUUACUUUUGCCAAAACUCGUUAAUCUUGAAACCAUUGCCGAAAACAUCAAGUCUCAUCAGCAUAUUGAAAAAUCCUCUGAAAAGAUGAUUCAUCUACAACAAAAUUUAAUGGACAUUUUUGUAAUUCUGGAUGAUCUUUUAAAUGACAGGACAGCAAUCUUAAAACCUACAAUUGACGAUAUUAAAAGUACUCUAGUUACAGAGUAUGAUUACAUUGAGAAGAAACAGGGACACUUGCUUACUGCUACCGUGGUAGAAAAAAUACACAACAUUACUAAAAAAAUGUUGAAUGUGUGCGAGGAAUUACAAAAGGUUAACAAGGAGUUGAUUGAUGAGAAGUCAAUUAAAUCUAUUGAAGAAAAGAAAGAGGAAUAUAAGCAGGAGCAAAAUAAGAAGAUUGCUGAAGAAAUGGUCCCCAAAAGUGAGAAACAAGAGGCUAAGGAAACUGAAGCUGAAGUGCAAAAGGCGAAGAUUCUCGAAAAACAAACCAUUGAGGAGAAGAAACUGGAUGAUAAUCAAAAGACCCAGGAAGAAAAAGAUGCUUUGAAGAAGGCUCAGAAGGCAGAGACAACUGAAGGAAUGGUCCCAGAAAGUAAGAAACCAGACGUAAAGGAAACAGAAGCAGAGGCGCAAAAAGCGAAGAUUCUUGAACAACAAAACAUUGAGGAGAAGAAAUUGGAUGAUAAACAAAAGAAACCGGAAGAAAAAGAUGCUGGGAGGAAGGCUCAGAGGGGAGAAACAUCUGAAGUUGUUGCCGAAAAGGUUUCCGAAGAAAGAGUCCCAAAAAGUAAGAAACCAGACGUUAAGGAAACAGAAGCUGAGGCGCAAAAAGCGAAGAUUCUUGAACAACAAAUCAUUGAGGAGAAGAAAUUGGAUGAUAAACAAAAGAAACAGGAAGAUAAAGAUGCUGAGAUAAAGGAUCAGAAGGGAGAGGCAUCUUCAGUGGUUACUGAAAGGGUUUCCGAAGAAAUGGUCCUAGAAAGUAAGAAACAAAAGGCAAAGAUUCUUGAACAACAAACCAUUGAAGAGAAGAUACUGGAUGAUAAUCAAAAGAAACAGAAUGAAAAAGAUGCUGAGAUGAAGGCUCAAAGGGGAGAGACAUCUGAAGCUGUUGCUGAAAAAGUUUCCGAAGAAAAGGUCCCAGAAAGUAAGAAACCAGAUGUUAAGGAAACAGAAGCUGAGGCGCAAAAAGCGAAGAUUCUUGAACAACAAACCAUUGAGGAGAAGAAAUUGGAUAAUAAACAAAAGAAACCGGAAGAAAAAGAUGCUGGGAGGAAGGCUCAGAGGGGAGAGACAUCUGAAGUUGUUGCUGAAAAGGUUUCCGAAGAAAAGGUCCCAGAAAGUAAGAAACCAGACGUUAAGGAAACAGAAGCUGAGGCGCAAAAAGCGAAGAUUCUUGAUCAACACAGCAUUCAGGAGAAGAAAGUGGAUGAUGAAAAAAAGAAACAGGAAGAUAGUAAUGCUGACAAAAAGGUUCGGAAGGGAGAGACAUCUGAAAUUGUUGCCGAAAAGGUUUCCGAAGAAAAGGUCACAGAAAGUAAGAAACCAGACGUUAAGGAAACAGAAGCUGAGGCGCAAAAAGCGAAGAUUCUUGAACAACAAACCAUUGAGGAGAAGAAAUUGGAUGAUAAACAAAAGAAACAGGAAGAAAAAGAUGCUGGGAGGAAGGCUCAGAGGGGAGAAACAUCUGAAGCUGUUGCCGAAAAGGUUUCCGAAGAAAAGGUCCCAGAAAGUAAGAAACCAGACGUAAAGGAAACAGAAGCUGAGGCUCAAAAAGCGAAGAUUCUUGAUCAACACAGCAUUCAGGAGAAGAAAUUGGAUGAUAAACAAAAGAAACCGGAAGAAAAAGAUGCUGGGAGGAAGGAUCAGAGGGGAGAAAGUUCUGAAGUUGUUGCUGAAAAGGUUUCCGAAGAAAAGGUCCCAGAAAGUAAGAAACCAGACGUUAAGGAAACAGAAGCUGAGGCGCAAAAAGCGAAGAUUUUCGAACAACAAACCAUUAAGGAGAUGAAAGUGGAUGAUGAAAAAAAGAAACAGGAAGAUAACAAUGCUGACAAAAAGGUUCAGAAGGGAGAGACAUCUGAAGUUGUUGCUGAAAUGGUUUCCGAAGAAAAGGUUCCAGAAAGUAAGAAACCAGACGUUAAGGAAACAGAAUCUGACGCUCAAAAAGUGAAGAUUUUAGAGCAACACAGCAUUGAGGAGAAGAAACUGGAUGAUAAACCAAAUAAACAGGAAGAAAAAGAUGCUGAGCAGAGGGGUCAGAGGGGAGAGACAUCUGAAGUUGUUUCUGAAAAGGUUUCCGAAGAAAAGGUCCCAGAAAGUAAGAAACAAGACGUUAAGGAAACGGAAGCUGAGGCGCAAAAAACGAAGAUUCUUGAACAACACAGCAUUGACGGGAAGAAACUGGAUGAUAAACUAAAUAAACAGGAAGAACAUGCUGACAAGAAGGCUCAGAAAGGGGAGGCAUCUGAAGUUGUUUCUGAAAAGGUUUCCGAAGAAAAGAUCCCAGAAAGUAAGCAACAAGACGAGGCAUCUGAAGUUGCUUCUGAAAAGGUUUCCGAAGGAAAGAUCCCAGAAAGUAAGCAACAAGACGUUAAGGAAGUUGAAGCAACGGCUCAAAAGGCGAAGAUUCUUGAACAAAAAAAUAUUAAGGAGAAGAAACUGGAUGAUAAACUAAAUAAACAGGAAGAACAUGCUGACAAAAAGGCUCAGAAAUUAGAGACAACUGAAGUUGUUGCAACAAAAGUUUCUGAAGAAAAGGUUCCAGAAAGUAAGAAAAAAACUGAAGCUGAGGAGCAAAAUGUAAAUAUUCUUGAACAACAGUCUAUUGGGAAGAAGAAACUGGAUAAUAAACAACAGAAACUGGAAGCAACAGAUGCUGAGAAAAAGGCUCAGAAGGGAUUGUCAUCUGAAGUUUUCGUCAAACAGAAAAAGCAGGGUGAUAAAGAUGGUGAUGGUAAAACUAAAACUGGAGAUGGGUCUGAUAACAUAGCUGAUAAAGCUUCCCAAGAAAAAGUCCCUGAUACGAAGAUACCUGAAGCUGUGGAAGCUGGGGUUAUAGCACCGAAAGCAAAGGUACUUCAUCAAAAUUUUCUUGAAGAAAAGAAAGUUGAUGGAAAACAGCAAAAUGAUUCUGAAAAGUACGUUGAAAUCAAGGGCGAGGUGGAUACUGUAGAACUAAAGCUCCUAUCGAAAGAGUCAAAAAGCGUACGAGAAGACGGACUGAGUCUACAUGAGACAAUUGAACGUAGAAGACAAACUGUAGAAACAGAAGACUCUGUAAGUCCAAGUCAUGAUAAGACUUACAAGUCCUUGGAGACUGAAUAUAAGGAAAGAAAGGAAUCCCGAAGUGCUAAGCGUAAACCGACAGUUGACUUAAUGCUGACAAACCGUAAUUCGGCUACGGGAAGUGACCUAAAGCUAACAUGUGGAGUAUCUGGUCAGGAUGUGAAUGUUCAAUGGUUCAAACAAAAUAUUUCGAUUGCAAACGAUGUUAAGUACAAAAUAACCUUGAAUGAUGGUCUAUACUGCCUUGAAAUCAAAGCGACAGACAUGAAUGAUUCUGGCAUUUAUCGAUGCAUAGCGUCCAAUCGAAAUGGAGAGGUCGAAACAAGUUGUCUUGUGACUAUAUACGAAGCACCUUCAACUAAAUUUGGCACUCCGCCAAUAUUUACACGCAACAUUCGAGUAAAAUAG
Molecule: messenger RNA, 11203 nt
Organism: Drosophila innubila
Lineage: Eukaryota; Metazoa; Arthropoda; Insecta; Diptera; Drosophilidae
Product: muscle M-line assembly protein unc-89-like
Exons: 11
Coding region: 110-11203 (3697 amino acids)
Source: RefSeq, a predicted model, not a curated record